AUGAAUGAGCAUUCGGAAGACAAUGCUCUUCCCUUGUUAACAUCGUGUGAACAUUUAUCAACACCAUCUUCCUCUUACGAUCACGUCACAGAACUUAAUUUAUCAAAUUUACAACUGAUGCAAAUCGAUACAUUUCCAUUUGAACAAUUUCCAUAUCUUCGAUCACUUAAUUUAUCUCAUAAUCAAUUAACAUCCAUCAAUCCUGACUGGGCAAAAUCAUCGACGAAUACAAUUGAAUAUCUCAAUCUAAGUUCGAAUAAAUUACAAACACUCUUAUUUCUUCAAGAUUUCAAAUAUUUGCAAACAUUAGAUAUCACUGAUAAUCUACUCGGAAAACAUGAACGAUUUUUGGUAUUAGAUAUUUGUCCAGCUCUUCAACAUAUCAUCGAUUUUAAUGAGGAACAAAUCCAUCAUGAUCAAGUGAAAUUCAAUCAUUUAUUGACGAUUAUUGAAUCUGGUCCCUUCACCAUUGAUUUGCAUAAUUUUCGACAGAGAAUGAUUGAUCGCAUCGAACAAGAGGACAUUUAUUCCGAAUUUUCUCGAUCACCUCUAGGAAACUAUAUCAUAGACAAAAGAUUCACUAAACUUUCCCUACAAAUGGAAACAUCAUUAACUAAUGAAUUCAAUUUUUCGUUGAAAAUCUCUGCUGAUUCCAAAGAUCUCUUUCAACCCAUUAAGUUACUUCGCGCACAUCAUCAAACAAACUCACAAUUACGUUCACUCGCCGUUCAUAUGUGUGCAUUCGAGCCGAAUACACCGGAAAACAUUCUCGCUACUUGUGGUGGUUACAAAGUAUGUUUUACCAAUUGUGAUGCAUGUGAAAUUACGCAUUUAUUUGAAAUUAAUACAUUGUCUUCUGUGAGCUCAUCGACCACAGGUCGAAAAACAAAGAAUAAAAAGAAAAUAACACAAAUGGAUCAUUUUACAUGUUUAUGUUGGAUAGAAAUUAAUCAUUCAAACGAAGAUCCAUUGAAAAUAUUGGCGGUUGGAGCAACAAAUGGUUCGAUCUAUCUCUUGCUACCGAAAUGGAAACUAAUGUUCGCACAUAUUGAGUUACCCAACUCGUCGAUCGGUUGUUUAACAUGGAGUUCAAACAACCCAUAUCUAUUAGCAAUCGGUUCCUAUCACACUGUACGAUUUAUUAAUAUUCGAUCUUACAUCGAUCGUGUGCAAUCGUUUAUACAUAAACAAAGUCAACCGACAACCCUUUUCGAUUGUGAUGACACGUCAAUGUUUGUCAACAAAGUUUCUACGACACAUGUUUAUAAUCUUUAUGAAGGAAUCGGUCCGCUGAUAAAUAUCACUGAUUUAUUGUUUUAUCCAUUAUCGAGGGACCGUUCUGUGCUUCUUGUCAGUACAACUUCAGGUCUUUUUCUUAUCGACUAUCAAGAAAAACAAUGCCAAUCACCUGUUCAACUUGCAUUGCCAAAAUCAAUUUGGGCUGUCAGCGAACAUAUUGUAUCUCUUCGUUUAAUCGCACAUCCGAUUCGUCUAGUUGCUCUAAAUAUACUCGAUCUCGACCAAAUUUAUUGUUUCAAUUUAGAACAAGCACUUGAAAGUCAACAAAUACAUAUUCAUCAUACAUUUUCAAAUCCUUAUCCACAAAGCACAGCCAAAUUAGCCGUGUUCUCCAAAGCGAACAUGGCAGCUGAAUGUAUCGUCAGUAGUCAACAGGGCGCAUUCUACUAUCAUCGAUUUCAAUCGAAUACACAUGACCAACAAGUGAAGAUAUUUAUUCUUCCAAAUAUUCUAUCAGCUGAUAUAAAUGAAUCUUAUCUCUGUUUAACGACAAACACGAAUCUCAUCUGUAUAUAUAAACGAUAA
Molecule: messenger RNA, 1824 nt
Organism: Adineta ricciae
Lineage: Eukaryota; Metazoa; Rotifera; Eurotatoria; Adinetida; Adinetidae
Source: the annotation of a GenBank genome assembly